AUGUCAAAUUUCGAAGAACCCUUUCGUUUGCGCAAACGCUUUCGUCACGAAGAAGAACGUGAAUUUGUCAGGCAACAACAAUCAUGGCAUAAAAAUAUUCUCGAUUUGGAAUAUGGGACCUAUUUGGGACGAACACCAAAACGUUGGCUUUAUCUUCUGCUAUUCUAUGUUGUUUUCUACUGCGGACUGGCAAUUUUAUCGGCAUUGUGUUAUGUGGCAUUUCGCCUAACGCUACCACAUCAUCGCCCAAAAUGGUCAAUGCAACAACCUGGCUUUAGUUUUGAACCCCAAAUUAAUUCGGAAAUGAAUAUUUUCUAUAAUCCACAAAAUGAAGAUGAAGUUGCAGUAUUUGUGGAACACAUUGAGAAGUCGUUAAGGAAAUAUGGUGAUAUACCGGAGAAUUAUUUUGGCAACUGUACCAGUGGCGAGGAAUACGGCUAUGCCCAGGCUAGGCCAUGUGUCUUCCUGAAAAUAAAUCGCAUUAUUGGUUUCCAAUGUGAAACUAUAGAAAAGCCCGAGGAAUUACCACAAGAAGCUCCACCAGAUUUAUAUCGAUUUUUACAAGAAAUGUCUGAAGAAGAACGCCAUGGUCGUAUUUGGGUAUCAUGUCAAUCGAAUCCACCACUACUAUUGGUUUAUUUACCACAACGAUUCUAUAAUGCCUCUAUUGUAAAUAUUUCAAGAAUGGUGGAACAUAAAUUUUCCAGUGGACCCGUGGAUUAUUCAAAGCAAAAUUAUGGUAGAUUUUAUAAUUCGACAGAUUUUCAACGCAUUAUUGCUGUACAAAUUUCAAAUGUCAUUAGUAAUGUAAAAUAUUCGAUAUUGUGCUCCCUGUGGGCUAAAAAUAUUGAACAUGAAAUCCAUGUCAAACAGAGUGGUCAUGGUCGGAUUUCUUUCAAUUUGCGUCUUAAUGAGGGGUAA
Messenger RNA from Musca vetustissima, 921 nucleotides. Its product is annotated as sodium/potassium-transporting ATPase subunit beta-1-like. The record is from RefSeq and is a predicted model, not a curated record. Lineage: Eukaryota; Metazoa; Arthropoda; Insecta; Diptera; Muscidae. Gene Ontology annotation, biological process: potassium ion import across plasma membrane; intracellular potassium ion homeostasis; intracellular sodium ion homeostasis. The transcript has 2 exons. Gene Ontology annotation, molecular function: ATPase activator activity. Bases 1 to 921 code for a protein of 306 amino acids. Gene Ontology annotation, cellular component: sodium:potassium-exchanging ATPase complex.